Messenger RNA from Trypanosoma conorhini, 2868 nucleotides. Its product is annotated as U3 small nucleolar RNA-associated protein 13. The record is from RefSeq and is a predicted model, not a curated record. Lineage: Eukaryota; Euglenozoa; Kinetoplastea; Trypanosomatida; Trypanosomatidae. Bases 1 to 2868 code for a protein of 955 amino acids. Gene Ontology annotation, biological process: endonucleolytic cleavage to generate mature 5'-end of SSU-rRNA from (SSU-rRNA, 5.8S rRNA, LSU-rRNA); endonucleolytic cleavage in 5'-ETS of tricistronic rRNA transcript (SSU-rRNA, 5.8S rRNA, LSU-rRNA). Gene Ontology annotation, cellular component: small-subunit processome; 90S preribosome; nucleolus. Gene Ontology annotation, molecular function: U3 snoRNA binding; protein binding. The transcript has a single exon.
AUGGAGGGGAAGAACUGUUUUCGCACCAGGUGGUCGCAGUCGCCGCUGUACAGCGGUGGCAAUGUCGCCUCCCUGCAGCUGCCGGCCCCGCGCGGGGUCUCCUCCGCGUCGUUGUCUUCGUCCGCGUCCGCGUCCGCGCCGGGCGAGGAGGGCCUUGUGAUGGCCUGCGGCGACACCGUGAACGUGCUUCGCGCAAGCACGGGGGAGCUGUUGGCGUCGUACAAACUGCCGCUGGAGGACGUCAUCCUUCGUGUGGAUGCCGUGUCGAUUAUGCCUCGCGAUGAGUCGACGCCUGGCACCGCCAACUGCGUUGCCGGGAAUGGCAAGAAGCGAAGGCUUGACAAGGCGAAGGAAGAAACAAAAGCGGCGGAAGGAAACGACUCGGAUCUGAGGAACCCAUCACUCGAUCCCUCUCCUACUGCGUCCGCGCCUUCCGGUAGUUACAUUGCCGUAGGCACUCGAACCCUGCAGGUCUACGUGCUGCGGCUUGACCGCAUCCAUGAGGAGGGGGAGGCCAAAGACACCGCCUCCCCGGUGACUCCUUCCACCAGUCACAGCGAAGACUUCUCGUGUGCACUCACGCCGCUGCGUAGCUGGACGGCGGCUCAGCAGGCCAUUGCCGUGGUUCAGUUCACCUUCAGUGGACGCUACCUUGUUUCUGGUUCCACCGAUGGUGGGGUAAAAGUGUGGGAUGUCUUUAAUCACCACCUCACACAUAAUCUACGCAUUCCUUCAGCUAGCCUCGUCCACUCCGUUUACGUUGACCCGACAGAAAAAUUGCUCUGUGUGGCAAGCUUCGAAGGUCACGUAGCGGUGUUUGACUUUGUUGGCAAAACCCUUAUUACGCACGGCCACCCUCACGUCUCGGCCGUGGAGGCGUUGUGUUUGACGCCUAACAAUGAACACCUGUUUUCAAUUGGGCGUGACCGCAAACUUGUCAUCUGCGCAGUGGACUCACCCAAGCUAGAGGAGGUGCGUAGCUUUGUCGUGAAGGAGCACGUCACCAGUGCGGUGUUUGAGUCCCCCUUUCGACUGCACGUUGGCGCGGUUGACGGGACACUUGCCACCUACAGGGUUGGUGUCACGGAGCCUUUGCGGCUUGCGCGCCGAAUGCGAGGGCACUCCGUGGGGGCCGACGGACCCGCAGACGAUGAAGGGGCCAUUCGAAGUUUGCUGGUUGCGCAGAGCCCCAAAGGGAUGCAGGAGGCCGGGCCUCUGUACGGUUUGCUCGACGACGGCAACUCUUCGUCGCUCUACGCCGCUGACGCCGCCUUCAACAUCUCGCUGCUUCGCCCCGACGCAGCGGGGAGCGGGUACAGCGCCGCCUCCACGCUGGUGGGAUUCUUAGACCAGGUGCUGGACCUCAAGCCCUUUCCCCCCGGAUUUCCGUUUCAGCGCGUCGUCGUAACAAAUAGCAGAGACGUGCGCUGCUAUCCGACGAGCGGCUGCUUUUCCUCCCAGACCCUGCGCGGGCACGAGGACAUUGUGUUGACGUGCGCCGUUUCUGCCGACGCCGGCGUCAUUGCCACCGCUGGGAAGGACCGCGAGAUUCGCUUCUGGUCCACCGCCACGUGGGAAACCGUUGCGAUUGGGCGCGGCGGCCACGAGGCCGACAUCACCGCCAUUGCCUUUAACGCCAAACAGUCGGAGAGCUUCAUGGCGCUCUUCUCCGUAGGCGCCGACGAGAACCUGCGGCUCUGGGAUGCCGGGGUGCACGUCGUCCCUGCGCUGCCGCAUGCUGGGACGGCAGCGAAGCCGCCAACGGCGGCCACUCCCGUUGUCUUCGCACACCGCUCCGGCAUUAACGCCGCCCACGAGGGUUCCAUCCACGCGGUGGCGGUCGCCCCCAAUGAUCAGUACUUGGCAACCGCCGGUAAGGACAAGAACGUUCAUCUGUGGAACUUCACUGGCAAAAAGCUCUUUCGAGAGGCCUCUUUGAAGGGCCAUCGUCGUGCGGUGUCGUCGCUCUCGUUCUCUCCGAGUGACCGUGUGUUGGCGUCUGCGUCGAACGACGGAAGUAUUCGUCUAUGGUCCCUCAUUUCCUUGACCUGUGUGAAGGCGCUGCAGGUGGACCGCAGCCCUGUAUUGCAGGUGGCAUUCUUUAAUGGGGGAACACAACUUGUGACUGGAAACGCGGAGGGUGUCCUGCGUGUUUGGGCGAUCGCCGAGUCGGAGGUGGUCUGGUCCGGCGAGACACACGAGGGCGGAGUGUGGGCGUUGAGUGUUGUGGAGCAGGUGCAUGAGAGUGUCUUGCUCUUGUCGGGCUCCGCGGACGGGGUGUUGGUGGCCACCGAGGACUACACCUCAGAGGAGGCGGAACGCGUGCGCAGCGAGCGCCACGACGCGAUACUGCAGGAGCAGGAGCUUGCCAACGCCCUGCGCAAGGGGCAAUACACGGAGGCCUUCAUGCUCGCGUUGCGGCUGAACCACCCACGAAACCUGCGGCAGGUUAUCAUGAGGUGGUCGGUAAAGGACCCACAGGAGUGUGAAGCCUCGCUGUGUCGCUCGAUCCUUCCCUCGCUCAGCGAGGAGCAGCUGCUGCGGCUCCUGCAGUUUACACGCGAGUGGGUCACCAACGCCCGUUACUGCGGUGUCGCGAGCCUUGUGAUGCACUCCGUCCUUGCGGCGUACCACUUCACGGCGUUGGCCGCCAUGCCGGCGGUGCGCAGUAUACUGGAGGCGCUUCUAGCGUACAUGCAGCGACACAGUCAACGCCUCCACGAGGUCCUGCGGCGGACGUACUACAUUGACUACGUGACUCGCUCGCUGGGUCCACUGACACUCACAACCGAGCCGCCUUUUCUUCGCGCUGCCGCCAACGUGGAUGGAGUCCCGCAGAAACGGCAGCGCUCCGCCGAGGCUGUUUAG